Antrostomus carolinensis (chuck-will's-widow) is the source of this 332-nucleotide messenger RNA. Its product is annotated as calcium-binding protein 8. Lineage: Eukaryota; Metazoa; Chordata; Aves; Caprimulgiformes; Caprimulgidae. The annotation marks the transcript as partial. The transcript is spliced from 2 exons. Gene Ontology annotation, cellular component: trans-Golgi network membrane. The record is from RefSeq and is a predicted model, not a curated record.
UCCCAUACCUGUUACUGGUGGCUGAGACUAACCCAGUCCUCUUCCCACAGUUCGACAUGCAGAGGAUAACGCUAGAAGAGCUGAAACACAUCCUCUACCAUGCCUUCCGGGACCACUUAACGAUGAAGGACAUUGAGAACAUCAUUAUCAAUGAAGAGGAGAGUUUAAAUGAAAAUUCUGGCAACUGCCAAACAGAGUUUGAAGUGCACGCCCAGAAGCAGAACAGACAGACCUGCGUACGGAAGAGCCUUAUCUGCGCAUUUGCCAUGGCCUUUAUUAUAAGCGUGAUGUUGAUUGCGGCCAACCAGAUCCUGCGGAGCGGCAUGGAGUAG